UUACACUCCAUCUAGAUCCACUUUACUGAGUCACAGUGACUGACGACAAGACCUGUUGGAGAGAGUUUCUAAUGACGCAACUUUGUUGAAACCUUUGACAAUCAGAAAGCAUCUCUGCAUGGUCCCUUACAGCCUGUCAAGGAAAACUGUUCACGUUUCCGGUGUUGUUGUUGCUCACCCUGACCGAUUGACAUCAGUUCCAGUGUGUGACUGCUGACACUCCUCUCAGCAUGGAAAACACACCUCAGCGCAGCAUUUACCUCUAGAAAAACUCCACGCAACUUCAAUUUGUCAUUAUGGAUUCCUCUACAAACAGUUUAGAUGACGUGUCGGCAGACAGCAGUGCCGAGUUCCCGGACAGAGUGUCUCUGAUGGAAGUGCGCCUGCAGGCGCAGGAGGACGAGAUCACGUUGCUAAAAUCCUCCCUGGCUGAUGCCCUGCGCAGGAUCCGCCUCCAUGAUCAGCUCUUACCAAUACUGAAACAGCAGCUUAUUGCAGUGAGCCCGGGUGCUGCACGAGUUCUGAACCAAGUGUGCUGCUCAGAUGGUUGCAUCAGCAGCAGAAAACUGUCCUCAAGCUCCGGCGUUGACACGAUCCGCCACUCUGCUCCCAGCCAGCUGUUAGACAGCAUGGUGCCCAAUACGAAUGGCCACAUAGGAGGCUCAGAGUCCAUGAAGCCAUCGCCCAGACCAGCAACACUGGACAGGUCAACUCAGACAGAGCCCACCCUCCCAGGGUUGGACACUCAGCGAGUCCCUCUUCCUAGGCGGGUUCAGAGCCUGCAGCUAGAGGAUGCCCUCCCACCAGGGGAGCCUGUGGUUGAGGGGACACGGGGUAAGCUCCACCGUGUCCCCGGUUUGGAAGAGGAUGAGGAGCAGGAGGAAGAUGAAGAAGUAGGAGCAGAGCAGGAAAAGGAGCUGAGUUGGAUGUCAUCAGUAGAGGAGCCCAUUCAGCCCACCACGAUCAGAGGCCUCCAGAGGGAGGACUUCCAGGAUGGAAGCUGCUCUCCAGAGGAGCCAGGUUCUGGCUCAGCCUCAGUCAGAACCUCAGAGCAGAACCUCAUCUCCCGUUCUGGACCCCUGUCCCCCAUCCAGGAAGGAGAGAAGAAACAACUGGUUCGCAGGAACAGCGAGAAACUGGGAAACCCAGAGAGGCAGAGGAAACGUCUGGACAAGAAGGCCGCGUCCUCGGCCAACCUCCUCACCCGCUCCCCCAGCCUAGAGAAUCGGGCAAAGGACCUGGUUGCCAGUGCAGGAUCCCCCGGGUCAAGAAGAGGAACGUACAGCCAAGGACAGUCAAUCAAAAUGUUCAUCCGAGGCCGGCCGAUAACCAUGUACAUCCCCUCUAACAUCCAGAACUAUGAAGACCUGAAGAUGGAGCCGCCCUCUGAAAGACUGGAGCUGGACUGGGUCUAUGGUUACCGAGGACGGGACUGCCGGGCCAACCUGUACUUCCUUCCAUCAGGCGAGGCAGUGUACUUCAUCGCCUGUGUUGUUGUGCUUUACCACAUCAACAACCGCACGCAGCGCCACUAUCGCAAACACACAGACUGCGUCCGCUGUCUCACACUCCAUCCUGACAAGGUGCGAGUGGCGUCUGGUCAGACCGCGGGGGUGGAUAAAGAUGGGAAGCCCCUGCAGCCUUGUGUUCAUAUAUGGGACUCAACCACCCUGGUCACCUUGCAGCAGAUCGGCUUAGGAACCUUCCAGAGGGGAGUGGCAUCAGUAGCAUUUUCUAUUGCUGAUUCUGGAGCGUUCCUGUGUGUGAUCGAUGAUUCAAAUGAACACAUGCUGUCAGUAUGGGACUGCAACAAGGGGACCAAGCAUGCAGAAGUUAAGAGUACCAACGAGGCAGUAUUCGCUGUGGAUUUCAACCCCAGUGACAGCACAAACAUCAUCACAUGUGGGAAAUCCCAUGUGUACUUCUGGACACUCAACACCGGACAGUUUACAAAGAAACAAGGCAUCUUUGGAAAAUACAAGAAGCCCAAGUUCAUCCAGUGCUUUGUGUUCAGCCUGACAGGAGAUGUUCUCACCGGAGACUCUGAAGGAAACAUCCUGACUUGGGGAAAAUCAGCUGCAGAUGUGAAAACACUCGGUAAAGGAGCCAAAGAGACCUUCCAAAUUAUGCGACAGACCCGAGCCCAUGAAGGCAGCGUGUUCACCCUGUGCACGCUGCAGGGUGGUGGUCUGCUCAGUGGAGGAGGCAAAGACCGUAAGAUCAUCCGCUGGAGCGCUGACCUGGCACCUGAGAGAGAGUGUGAGAUUCCAGAAAAGUAUGGGGCAGUUCGUACCAUUGCAGAUGUGGAUGGGGAGGAACUGUUGGUUGGUACAACGCGUAAUGCCGUCCUCAGAGGCACCUUCUCAGAUGGAUUUGUGGCUAUAGUGCAGGGCCAUGUAGAUGAGAUGUGGGGGCUGGCUACACACCCCUCUCAGAACAUCUUCCUCACCUGUGGUCAUGACAGGCAGGUGUGUUUGUGGAACACAGAGGAACACAAGCUGGACUGGUGCAUCACCCUGGAGGAGUAUGGGUUGUGUGCUGGUUUCUGCCCUAAUGGAUCAGUGGUUUCAGUCGGCCUCAGCACAGGAAGGUGGAUGGUCCUCGACCUGCUGACCAGAGAGGUGGUCUCUGAGUCCAUAGAUGGGAAUGAGCAGCUGUCUGUCAUGAGAUACUCACCAGAUGGCAGCUUUUUGGCUGUUGGAUCCCAUGACAACUUUAUCUACAUCUACAAUGUGACAGAGAGUGGCCGGCGAUACACCCGCUUUGGGAAAUGUAAUGGUCACUCCAGCUUCAUAACUCACCUGGACUGGUCCAAAGAUGGAAAAUACAUUAUGUCUAAUUCAGGCGACUAUGAGAUCCUUUACUGGGACAUAGCAGCAGGGUGUAAACUGUUGAGGAACCGCUUUGAGAGCAAAGACAGAGAGUGGGCCUCCUACACCUGUGUACUGGGCUUCCAUGUGAUGGGUGUGUGGCUGGAGGGCUCUGACGGCACAGACAUCAACGCCCUGUGUCGCUCUCACAGUGAGAGGGUCGUGGCUGUGGCUGAUGACUUCUGUAAAGUCCACCUGUUCCAGUAUCCCUGUCCUAAACCAAAGGCACCAAGCCACAAGUACGACGGCCACGGCAGCCACGUCACCAACGUCUGUUUCACCCACAGCGACUCCCACCUCCUCUCAAUGGGCGGGAAGGACACCUGCAUCCUUCAGUGGAGGGUGAUGGGUGGUGGGUCUGGUGACAGCAGGGAGAGACUGGGCUCUGUCUCUGCCUCUUCCACCUCCACCAACUCUCCAGAACCAGCCACCAGCUAGGAAGGACACAGUUAUGAGCAGUGAACUGUUUACACACAGCCAGAGAGGCGUGUUAGUCAGUUAACAGCAGCCACAGUUAACGGCUUAGCCGGGCCUCUGAGGUGCCGCUUCUGCUUGGUUUCAUACAGAACAUGUAGAGGAAUCCUCUCCUGUUGGAAAGUCCAUAUUACAUUUACACUUACACACCUCCCUAGUCAUGUAAAUCAUUGUGAAACUGGACAGUGUGACCUUAAACACAAUAUUUGUUCUGUUGGAUAUGUGCAGAGGAGCAUCAAAAUGUCAUGAAUGUUUGCUGGUACAGAACAUGACUUCUGUGGUGACUUUGGUUUCAGUGAACAUUCCUAUGUUAAGUCCAUCUUGUUUAUUAAACUUAAUUAAACCAAAGUGCUGCACCGUGGCGUAUAUAGCCAGGCUUAUAAAGAUGUUUUCGUAAAGUUUUUACAUAUUUUUAAUAUUUUGAGCAGUGUUUUGUUGACAUCUCAGCUAAAAUUGAAGCUGUGUUUAUGCUUGUAUUAGACAGACUGUGACAAAGCUGUUCCAGUGAAAUCAACUAUCAGCAUUUCUGAUUAAUUAAUUUCUCUAACAAUAGAUCAAUACACUUGAAAUGAUUACUAUAAUACAGUUUUAUAUAUUUAAGAGAACAGUGGGAAUACUGUGAUGUAUCUGUCAAGCUCCCAAUAAAUAACUGAAGACUGGAAAGUG
Messenger RNA from Acanthopagrus latus (yellowfin seabream), 4010 nucleotides. RefSeq names its product EMAP like 3 (gene eml3). Gene Ontology annotation, cellular component: mitotic spindle. The record is from RefSeq and is a predicted model, not a curated record. Lineage: Eukaryota; Metazoa; Chordata; Actinopteri; Spariformes; Sparidae. Gene Ontology annotation, molecular function: microtubule binding. The coding region runs from base 297 to 3308 and encodes 1003 amino acids. Gene Ontology annotation, biological process: microtubule cytoskeleton organization. The transcript has 25 exons.